This is a messenger RNA of Toxoplasma gondii ME49, 2597 nucleotides long. RefSeq lists its product as hypothetical. Lineage: Eukaryota; Apicomplexa; Conoidasida; Eucoccidiorida; Sarcocystidae. The transcript has 6 exons. The record is from RefSeq and is a predicted model, not a curated record. Bases 800 to 2035 code for a protein of 411 amino acids.
UGCGCGAAUGAGGUGACUGUGUGUUCACUGCUUUACAGAGUCACAGGCGAUAUGUCUCUGCAAGCCGAUUACCGCUAUCCCUGACUUGUUCUUUUUCCACUGUGUUCACAGAUGAGGAGGUGGAGGUCAGCUCUGCGCGCGCUUAACAGAUAAUGUGACUUCUUCCUUACUAACGCUAGAGCUCCCGAGUUUUGCCCAUCCUACCCCGUAAACAGUGCGAGCUGGACGUUUGGGGCCGGCCGCCGCCGCUAGCCAGUAUCCUGGAUCACUCGACAGGAACCUGCUGCAGUGCACCCGGCAUUUGUGUUCCUUUGUUUCCACAUGUUCAUGUUCGUGACGACGAAGUUUCCUUUGUCUCUGCUGCCCUGUUGCACGUUAUUUGGAGGGAAUUGUACAGCUGUUAUAAGAAAAUCGUAAGACCACCGUGAGUCACCAGUGGCACCAUUUUAACGGUUCUUUUCGUGGUCACCUGCGGAGCUGUGUGUGCCCCUGCUGCGCCAGACCGUUGAGCCUGUUGCUUGUAAUUUGUGGUCAGUCGUCAUUUCAAUCACAUAAAUAUCACCAUUCUUUCUUUGUACAGUAUCUGUCAGGGGAAAACAGUGGGCGUAAAGUCUACUGAGAUGAACGUAUCCGGCCUCCGCAGCUCGGGCUUUUUGUUUUGACUGACUGGCACACCUGCAGACUAUGAACUGCAGUCCAUCGGUUAUUCACACCAUGGCUCAGUAAAUGACUUCUAAACCGCAUCCAGCCUUGCAAGCUUGCCGUCUCCCACUCUUCAUUCAGAGGUGGUGUCCGCAAAAUGACACCUGCGGAUUCCGAACAUCGUACACGGGCAAGGACAUCUACACCAGCGGUCUGGCUGAAUAUCGUGCUCAUCGUUUUAAUGGUCUCGAGCUCGUUCGCCACAUGCACAGCAUCAUCCAUGAGGGCAUCUCGCGAUGUGCACCCGGGGUUUGCUUUUUCGGACCAUGUUUGGUCAGCGUAUGUGCCUUCCAAUCCUGUCUCGCUUCAAGAAACCACAUGGAGCAAUGAACUGCAAUCCACGAUGCUGCCCGUGCUGGCUCGUCAUCCUCUCGGAGAAGGCAAAAUGCCAUGGACCGGAGCAGUUGCCACUGGAAAGGCUGGAGGCGACCUCAGGACUGGCGCUGCCGGUGUCUCAGACCCAAACGAUGGAGCAACGCAGGUAGAGCAAACCGAAGAGCCAAUGCUUCCCACGCACUUUUUGGCAUCAGUGAUUUCUCCAGUGACGACGUUCCUUUGGGCACUUGAUGGGGAUCUCAAGGGCUCGCUAGACAGUCUCGACAAGGCGCUGGCUGCGGACUCAACGCAAACGGCUUCUCGCUGGUCUCCGCUCCAUCUCGAUGCUCUGACGGAUCCCUCGCGAACUGAUGAUUGCCGUUUGGUGGAAAAGCGUACACCAGAGUCGCUGGAUACGUGCAAGAUCAUGGUAAUAGAAAUACCGAUGCCACCAUACGACUUGGGCAACAUCGCCAAAGACGCAUGGGAGAAAGCGACGUUUCCUGAAAGGCUGUUUGUGUGGGGUUUUGAACUCUCUUGCCGUUCUUACCUCGAAUGCUCGCAAAACAUGGACAAAACACGCCCGGACCUUUUCGAUGGCAUCUACUUGUACAAUGGCGUGGAUGCGUACGGAGCUCCCGUUUACAUCAAAGAGGUUUCCGACGAACUUGUAAUGUUGGAGGAUGGCUUGCGAAUCACGAAUAUUUUUCUUAUUUGCUCACUACCGGAUGCUGACGGCGCUUCUGGACAACUCCCUUGGGCUGCGAUUUUUCCCCAUGAGUCUAAUGCCCGUGAUUUCGAACGCAGACCUUAUCCAUUCGCGUACAUCAAUGAUGAUGACAUACCAGUCCCUCAGCAGUCUUCCGCUGGUGUAGAAAGUUCCGGGCAUACUGCGCAGGAUGCAUUACAGAUAUCACGACUUACGUACAGUCGGACCAGGUGGCACUUGGUUCCUCCGGGUGAAGCAACUCAAGCAAUCCGCUUUUUCCCAGCCAUCGUGAAAGUGAAACCAAUCUGAAGAGGCCUGAAGAGGAGGUUCUCUGUGUCAAUCCAACUCUUUUGAGUGACGAAAAAACACUUGUGAGACGUUGGCUUUGGGGAUAUCUCCAUCAUGAACGGCCGUAAAUUCAAUUCCUUCAAAGGAGGACGAACCCAUCGAGUCACAAAGCGCGUUUCCGAGAAGAAAAACUGGCGGCGAAAGAAACGUUGUUGCGUCAUGUUUUUGCGUAUCCGGCAAGCGGCACAGCUCACACACCACUUGGAUCAACGAUGAGCCAUAGCACAGAUGUCAGUGCAGAAAGCUUCCAGUUGUUGCUAUACCACACUGUUCUUUGUAAACCCUACGCGCAUGUUGACCUUGAGAACGCCAAUCGCUGAGAAGUUCUCAUUCGUACAUAUGAUGCCCCGAUGUACAAAAUAAGACUGUUCGUCAAUCAUGGUCUAUUUGACGCUGAUUGACUGAGACAGAGCGAGUUUUCCUUUCGUAUAAACCAAUGACUACAUACGCGUGUGCUUGCAACACCACAGACUGCGCCACGCCAAUCAAGUGCAGUCGCACCCCUGUGGAAAGGGCACAACCA